Bombina bombina (fire-bellied toad) is the source of this 4995-nucleotide messenger RNA. RefSeq names its product StAR related lipid transfer domain containing 13 (gene STARD13). Bases 246 to 4253 code for a protein of 1335 amino acids. Gene Ontology annotation, molecular function: protein binding; GTPase activator activity; lipid binding. The record is from RefSeq and is a predicted model, not a curated record. The transcript is spliced from 17 exons. Gene Ontology annotation, biological process: actin cytoskeleton organization; signal transduction; regulation of Rho protein signal transduction. Lineage: Eukaryota; Metazoa; Chordata; Amphibia; Anura; Bombinatoridae.
CCAGAUUAACAUUUAUUUUGCUUCACUACACUCAUUUUCCCAUGUAAUUACCAUUUAUAAGUUCCAGCUUCUGUUAUGGAUACACCGAAACCUAAGAACAUUCUUCUAAAAAAAGAAUACUGGUGAAUAUAAAGACAACAACAAUUAUGCUGCAGUCAUUUCAAAGAGAUUGCUUGAAGUCAACGUUUGCCUGGUAAAGGAAUGCAAAGAAGCCUUGCAAUAUGGAUCACUUAUGCAAGUAAAGUAUGGCAGGCAUUUUAGACGUUGAAGGGCUUUUUUUAUUAUCGGAAUCCAAAGCUGAAAUAUUUCAAAUUGGAAGCAAUGAACCGAAUGAACAACUGGACACUAAUCACAGUUUAUUGGAGUCUGAAAAUAAAAUGGAAGGUUUAUUAUUUCUGUCCCGUAACAGCAAAACAGACUUGGAACUUGACUCAUAUUCAGACAAUGUUAAGUCUGGUAAAGACUCUGACAGAAAUGAAGCUUGUGCAGAUAUGGUGCACAAGUCACUGUACCAAGUUGAUGGUUUGUCAAAUUUACCAACGGAACACUCCGAAACAAGUGCCUUGUCCAAAAGUUCCAACACAAGGGAUCAUAAAAUUUGUGUUAUUAAGCAUAAACCAAGUGCAAUUACAUUUCCUGAUAUGCCAUUGGAUACAGUAAACUCUGCUGUUACCAUCUGUGAUAUUGUGGACAAAGAAAUCUCUGGAAAAAAUGAUACUGAAUGUAACAGUGAAGAAGAGGAAAAUGAUGAUGUUUUUAUAGACCUACCUCAUACCAAAUAUAAUUUUACUGGUAUUAAAAGAAGAUCUUCUCAUCCUAGAAAACAAACAGUCUUCUUUAAUUUUGAGGGAGUUUAUGGACCAGUUGGAAAUGAUCAACUCAACAGUAAGGAUGGAAGAGAAACAAAGGAAUGCAUGGAAGAAUCCUCUCAUUGGUCACAGUCUAUGAGCUGCCUGUUAACGAAACUAGAACAGCUAAAUGUUGAUAUUGAAGAUGCCAUCACUGCUGGUGCCACACAUAUUGUCCCUACAGACAUUUACAGAGAAAUGGUAUAUUCUCAACAAAUUAUCAAAGCGACACCUGAAAUCGAGGCAAAAGAGGCAUGCGAAUGGCUCCGAGCUGCAGGCUUUCCUCAAUAUGCUCAACUUUAUGAAGAUUCCCAGUUUCCAAUUGACAUUGCAUCUGUGAAAAGAGAUCAUGAUUUUCUUGACAGAGACCAUGUAGAACCACUUUGCAGGCGGCUGAAUACAUUAAACAAGUGUGCAUCAAUGAAACUCGAUGUCAGUAUCCAGAGGAAAAAGAGUGAAGAUUCAGAUGAAGAAGACUUGUGUGCUAUCAGUGACAAAUGGACGUUUCAAAGGCUCAGUCGGCGAUGGUCUCGGGUGGAUGACAUUGAUACACUGUUCAGACGAUCAGAAAGGCUUGGAUCAUCUGGCGACAUGAAAAACACAACAAGUAGUGAAAGUGUUUUAACUGAUCUUAGUGAACCUGAAAUAUGUUCUAUUCAUAGUGGAAGUAGCGGUGGGAGUGACUGCAGAUGUUCAUAUCUGGGAAAUAGUGCUUCCAGAGAAACUAUUGAGUGUUCUGAAACAAUGGACAUACAUGACUCAAACUCAUUAAAUAUAUUACCUUCAUACUGGCCAAAAGAUUUCACAGAUAGUAACCUGAGUGGGAAGAGUGAAAAACAUGCACAAACAAAACCAAAAACUCAUUUAAAAUGGAUGGAAACACUAAAAGGUAAAGGAACACAAGGAAAAUUAAAAAAUUCUGGAAAAACUGGAGGAUUAGUAAUUAGUGAGCCUAUUCUGAAACUGGAGCCAGAAUCGUUAAAAUCACUGAACUGUGUUCAAAUUAAAAAUGGACAUAUGAAGGAAUCACCUCUGGAACUUAAAGUAACUGGAAACAUAGAUUCUAUAUCUGACUCAAAAAGCAGUGUUCAGAACUCGACAUGCCUGAAAGAGAGUGGGGCUCCUGAGCUCAAUAAACGUGGGGGAAUGUAUCUGGAAGACAUUGAUGUCCUAACAGGUUCAGGGACCAGAUCUAAAUCGAGUCAUUAUCAUAAACAUGAAUUUCAUUCACAAGAGAAUCUGGUUGUACAUAUUCCAAAGGAUCACAAACCUGGAACAUUUCCAAAAGCUCUUUCUAUUGAAAGUCUCACACCAACAGAAAAUUACAGCAAUGCAAACUGGCGGACUGGAUGCAUCUCCCUUAAUAGGCAAAAGGUCCCCCAUCUUAAGGAACCUAGAAUUAUGUCUUCUAAGUGUCCAAGAGGCAGCAGACUUAGUGUUUAUGAUAAUGUGCCAGGCUCUCAUUUGUAUGCCAGCACCGGGGAUCUUAUGGACUUUGAAAGAGAUGAUCUAUUUCCUCAUUUGGAUGAUGUCUUGCAACAUAUUAAUGGUCUUCAGCAAUCUGUAGACCACUGGUCAAAAGAUGUUAUGCCAGAGCUGCAAGAUGAUAAUAUGUCAGUUGGGGAAUCGGGAACAUCAUUUUUUCAUUCACCUAACUCAAUUAUUUUAGAUUUUGAAGGAAAUUCAAUUUCCGACGGCAGAACCACUCCAAGUGAUAUAGACAGAGAUGCAUCUUCAGUUAAUGAAUCAGAUACAACUACAACCAGAGAAAGAAGAGAUUCUGGGGUUGGAGCAUCUCUUACUAGAACAAACAGGCGUUUACGAUGGAACAGUUUCCAGAUCUCUCAUCAAAUAAGCAGCUCUAUGGCAUCACUUCAGAUCAGCAAUCAAUCUGCAGGCCAGCUGAAUCUAUUGCAGAAAUUCUCACUUCUUCGAUUGACAGCUAUAAUGGAAAAGUACUCCAUGUCAAACAAACAUGGAUGGACAUGGUCUGUUCCCAAAUUUAUGAAAAGAAUGAAAGGACCGGAUUACAAGGAUAAAAAUGUUUUUGGGGUACCUUUGAUGGUUCAUGUACAGAGAACAGGGCAACCUCUUCCACAGAGCAUUCAGCAAGCAUUACGUUUCCUACGGAGUAACUGUCUGGAUCAGGUUGGUUUGUUUAGAAAGUCUGGUGUUAAAUCUCGAAUACAGGCUCUGCGCCAGAUGAAUGAAAAUUGCCCAGAAAGCGUAAACUAUGAAGAUCAGUGUGCGUAUGAUGUUGCAGAUAUGAUGAAACAGUUUUUCAGAGACCUUCCAGAUCCUCUGCUUUCAAGCAAAUUAGGAGAAACCUUCCUGCACAUUUACCAAUAUGUCCCAAAGGAACAAAGACUCCAAGCUGUGCAGUCGGCCAUUAUGCUGAUGUCUGAUGAGAACCGAGAAGUUCUGCAGACUCUUUUGUGCUUCCUUAACGAUGUCACCUCAGUUGAGGAAAAUCAGAUGACGCCAAUGAAUCUCGCUGUGUGUUUGGCACCAUCUCUAUUCCACCUUAAUUUAUUAAAAAAGGACAAUUCUCCAAGGGCAAUACAAAAAAAAUAUGCAACAGGGAAGCCAGAUCAAAAAGAUCUCAAUGAGAAUCUAGCAGCGACACAGGGCCUUGCUCAUAUGAUUAUCGAAUGCAACAAAUUAUUUGAGGUGCCACAUGAAAUUAUAACCCAGUCACCAAAUUCUUACAUUGAAGCUGACAUGCGAAAUUUAACAAUUGAAGAAUUUGGCAAACAGCUGGAAGAUGAAGGUGGAAAUUAUGCAACUUACUUUGAAAACGUAAUCCAAGGCCUGCAAAAAGAAGCCAAGGAUAAAUUCAAGGGAUGGAUUUCCCUUUCAAUCAUCGAGAACACUGAACUUGCUUACAAAAAGGUUGGAGAUGGAAAUCCUCUAAGGACCUGGAAGGUAUCAGUGGAAGUGGAGGCUCCCCCAUCUGUUGUACUUAAUCGUAUUUUGAGGGAACAACACAUUUGGGAUGAUGAUUUCAUGCAGUCCAAAAUCAUUGAAGCACUUGAUAAUCAAACAGAGGUGUAUCAGUAUGUGAUAAACAGCAUGGCUCCCCACCCAGCCAAGGACUUUGUGGUCUUAAGGUCUUGGAGAACGGAUUUGCCUAAAGGAACGUGCACCUUGGCAGCCAUCUCUGUAGAACACGAGGAAGCCCCUUUAAUUGGAGGAGUGAGAGCAGCAGUACUAGAUGCACGAUACUUAAUAGAGCCCUGUGGUUCUGGAAAGUCUAAAUUAACUCACAUUUACAGAGUCGAUCUAAAAGGCCAUUGUCCCGAGUGGUACAAUAAAUGUUUUGGACAUCUUUGUGCAUCAGAAGCGCUAAGGAUACGAAACUCUUUCCGACAAUUAACUGCAGAAGGACCCGAAACCAAAAUCUGAGAGAUACACAGCGUGAUGAGCCAUUGAAACCAGUGAACUACUACUUAAAGCAAUACGAAUUCUCUCUCACUGGAGAUCGAUAAAGUUGUAUUACUAAUCUCUCGGACAUUCUUUGUGAACAUAUUGAUGAUAAUUAAUCAGGAGCAGCUUUACAUUUAAUUUAAUUGUUUAUAAAUUCUAUAUGUAAAUAUGUAAAAAUGUACAGUAUAUUUUAAAAGAAUUAUCUAUAUAUACACGUAUAUGUAAAUGUAUCAUGAACAUAUAAUUUAAUGUUUCCUGUGGAAGCCAUCUGUUAAUUACUAGUAUUUUAUUUUAACUCCGUUCACAGCGUCUUACAUCUAUUUUACUGUAAUCAUUAGUACAAUUGCAAUAUCAGGGUAAUGCAAACUACAGUUCAUUAUAUUUAGCAAUACUAUGUGCGUACGGCUUUAGCUUUCCUCAUCUAUGAAGCACUGGCUGGUCCUGAGGUACUUUGUAAAUAGGAAAAUAGAGAGAUUUUUUUUUAUUUUCACAUGUUGAAAAGUCCUAUAAUAUAUUGUAUAUACACCUAUGAGUGUAAUCAGGAUAUACAAAAAGUCCUAAAUUAUCAAUGAUAUUCUAUCAUUCAUAUAUUUCAUACAAACACACAAAAUAAAAGUUUCAUCUAUGCAUAUACUAUUUAUGAAGGUAUUGUUGUAUGUGUUUCAUAACUGCAAAUGAUGUUGUUUGGUCAGAAAUAAAAUUGAAUGCAUUUUUGGCACAA